GGUCAGUGAUGCGGAAACUGGCAGCUGCUCUGUUCCAUGGGUGUAGAGCAGGCCUCUUGGACACGGUUGUGGCCAUGCUGGAGGCCGGAGUGUCCUCUAACACUGAGGACCCAGAAGGUGUGAGUCCUCUGAUGGUUGCUGCUGCUAGACAUGGCCAUCAUAGUAUCAUCCAACUCCUGUUUACCUGGGAAUCCAGUGUCCACUAUCUGGGAGGUCCCCUUGGAAACACGGCCUUGCAUGAAGCGGCUUCUCAGGGUUUCCUGGAGUGCUGUCGCCUACUGGUGGGGGCAGGGGCUGACGUGAAUGUGAGGAAUGCCCAGGAGGACACUGCGUUGAUUCUAGCGGCUCACAGCGGGAACAUCCAGGUAGUCAGACACCUCCUGUCCCAUGGAGCAUCGGUUAGGUACCGGGGCCAUCACGACAGAACAGCCCUUCACGUCGCCGCAGAAAAUGGCCAUGUCAACUGCUGUAAGCUUUUCAUCAUGGCAGAAGCAGACAUUGAGGCUGAUGACGCAUUUGGUCACACACCUUUGAUUAGCGCUGCGGAAAAAGGCUUUGUGGAGCCAACAAGAGUCCUGUUGACACAGGGGGCAGACGUAAAUAAUGUGUGCCACAGUGCUGCAACAGCUUUGCAUUUUGCCUCACAGCAUGGUAAUACAGAAUGCUGUAAACUUUUGUUGAAUUCUGGUGCAGAGAUUGAUGCUCAAGACAUCCGGCGUUACACCCCUUUGAUGAUGGCGUCCAUGAAUGGCCACUCGGAUACAGUCAGCCUCUUGGUGGAGUUUAAGUCGAAUGUUAACAUGGCUGCCUAUAAUCGGCGCACUGCGUUGCACCUGGCAGCAGAGCGAGGAAAACUCACAUGUUCAAGUCUUCUUCUAGAGGCAGACUCCCAGAUUGAUGCUCAAGACUCUAAUCUGUGUACGCCUGUUCAUUUGGCGGCAUCUCGUGGCCAUGCAGAUGUGCUGCAGUUUUUGAUUGAAAGUGGAUCUGAUCUGAACAGAACCACAACAAAUGGCAACUCACUGUUACACAUGGCUGCAACCGGAGGUAAUGUCCACUGCUGCAAAAUGGUGAUAGGCAAAGGGUUUGGCCUAGAUAUUCAGAACAACGAUGGUGACACACCUUUAAUUGCAGCCGUGAGUAAUAAGCAGAGUCAGGUGGUUCAGUUCCUAUUGGAAUCUGGCUGUGAUGUGAACGCACGAGGUCAGCACGGGAUGACGGCCCUGAAUGAGGCAGUGUUCCAUCACUACGGCAGCUGCCAGAUUGUUAAGCUACUACUGGACAACGGCGCUGAUCCCGAUAUCCCAGAUGAUGUCAACACGUCACCUCUUUGGUUCGCCGUUGAUUCUGGGAACCCACAGGUGAUAAAACUUCUACUCCAGUCAAAUGCUGAUCUUGGACAGCGUUCGUCAUUGUCGGAGAGUUGUGGGCCUUGUAAUGCCUUGGAGCACUCAGCUCACAAACAGAACCGUGCGGUUCUAGAGGCUCUGGUGAGAAUUUACAACCAGAGUGCCGUGAACAUGAUGAAAACCUUGCAUAGCUCACCCCAGUUGCUUUCACCACAGUAUUCACCGCUAGUCCGGGAUCUCGUUCACUCUGUCGCUUUCUCCACCAGCCUUCUGACGGACAUGUGUAGAGAGUCCAUCAGGAAAUCUCUUGGAAAAGGUGGACAGAUAAAUCAGAAAAUACAAGAACUCACAUUGCCAAAAUCUCUUCUUAAAUUUCUCCUUUUGGAAGAUUUAGAUGUGGAGUAACUUAUGGAAUACACAUGAUACAUGAAGAUGGUUUAAUGGUUUCUUGUAUUUGAAGUUUAGCUUCUCAAGUUUUUAAAUUUUCCCCUUUUGCAUUUACAUUAACUGUAUUGCAUGUCUGAAUCCUGUUGCAAGAAUGCUGGGUUAGAAGAAUAAGAAUACUGGACUACAAAAAGGCUGAUUGCAAGAGGGCUGGAGUACAAGAAAUCUGGAGUACAAAACGGCUGAAUUUCAAGAGGGCUGGGGUACAAGAAGACUGGAGUACAAGCUGGACUGCAUGAGGGCUAGUGUACAAGACAGCUGUGUUCAGCUACCAUAUAAACUAUAAUGUAACAUCGGCCAGUAUUUGUCUGCUCUAUGAAUAUCUCUUACUGUGGCAUUCAGAUUGUACUUCUUCAGAGAGGAAGAUGAUACACUCUAUGCGAAAAUAUUUAUCCUUCUAUAAUUUAUUAUGUUAUUAUACAUGUAGUAGCAUUUUUAUUUGCUUGUACAUUUGAAGUUAAUGUAGGUUUUUUUUAUGAAAAUGUUUGUUUUUAAAUCUUAAGCAAUCUCCUGGAAUGCAUUGCUUUCUUUAUUUUGGUGAUAGACUCUUUUCUUCAACAUAGGUUAAUAUCUAACCCUAUUUUCUGGUUUGUUUGUCUUUUCGUAUGUUGUUCUUUUUUUUUGUUUUUGUUUUUUUAUUGUCUACACAAACUGUUCUGUGAUGCUAUGUUUGUGUUGUGAUUUUAUGAUAAUUCUGUUAAGUCUUUUGAUCUCAAGAUGUUAAAUGUCUAGAACAAGAUGUUAAACGUCUAGAACAUGAUUCAGAAACAGCAGAUGGUAAAGGCAUAAACAUGAAGCCAUCAUUAUGGCUGUAAGACAAAAUAUUAGUGGGUACUGUUUUCUGGAAAACAGGAAUUGAUUAUUGAUUGUUCAGGCAUUAAUGUGUAUUUCAAUAGUCACCAGGGGUGACCAUAAAAAGAAUUUCACAUCUCUGGUUUCGAUAUAAGUUUUAAACAAAAAUAGAUAUGCAUGGCCUGACAUAUUUAUAUAUUUACACCGUACAAGUAAUUUGAUGACUUGAAAAAUGAAACAGUUAAAUAAUUUCAUUGUUUAUAAUAGUGUCUUGCAAUACCAUUCUUAUGACCUCAUUAAUUUUUUUCACAAAUACACAUACAUAUACACUGGCCUGUGGUAGAGUGUCUGCUUUGGGUGGCGGUACAUCCAGGGUCAAUCCUGGGUCGUGCCACACCUACGACUUUAAAAAAGGAUGUUUUAACUUCUUCACUUGGGCGUUCAGCAUGAAGGGCAUAGUGCAACGACUGGUUGACCCAUAUCAGUAUAAUGGCUCUGACCGGGUGGCUUACUUGCCUUCAGUAAGUCGUCUCAGUGCGGCAGCACUACAUAAGAGAGGUGGAAGUCCGUCCUGCAACAAGAAAGCACAUUACAUGCACUCCUUCGUCGUCAAAUGACUGAAAACUUGUUAAGUACAAUGUUAAACACCAAGCACUCACUGACUCCAAUACAUUUACAAAUUUUAACUUAGCCUAAUACCUUAAACAUGUAUGAAGUAGGUAUACUGAGGCCAAUUUUUGUUAUGAACAUGUAAGAUUUGACUUACGCCUGUAAACAAAGUUAAUAGGGUGGGAAUGUAUAAAUUUUUUACUGAAUUAGUCAAAGAAUGUAAAUCAGUAUUUGAUCAGAUAAUCUUGGAACUGGCAGAAAACAAUGUUGACCUAAUUUCUAUGAAAUUCUAAUUGCGAUGAUUGAUCUUGAGCGUAUAUGGCUUUUGUGGUUUUAUAAAGUGAGGAUCACUUUUCUUUUCUAAUUUCUUCAUCUUUUCACAUAUUAAAGGGAAAGUGUUAAGAUAAUUUUUAUGUCAUAUUUACAUGUAUUUCAUUGUAAAGAUAAAACAGUAUUGGCUGGGUAUAAGGUGGAUGCGCCAUUUUCUGGGCUUGGUGAAAGGAAAUAAAUCAUAAGUAAAUGGGUGUUAAAUAUAGUCAUUAAAACAUCUUCUUAGCUUAUCAGUUUCUGAUAACAGAAAUUGCUUUAAUUCUUAUUAGUGGAUAUGUCACCAAAUAUGAGUUUCAGGUGUGGAUAAUUUUAUAACAUAAUUAUUCAAGUCGGAUUAGUGUGUUAUCUUUAGUGUGAAUUAAUAACUAUAAUGUAAACCUAAAAUUUCAUGGAAUUUUUCAACAGUGAUCAUCAUGUUGUAUUAAGCUAGUGAAAAAUGCUGUGAAAUGUUAUGCGAUUUACCAUGAAUACUGAUAACUUUACGUGGUUUUUCACAAACUGAUAUCACUCGUCUGUACCACAGUUCAUGCAAUAAGCUGAUUAGUUCAUGACAGAUUCCAUGAAACCAUGGGUGAUUUGUUGAUGGUAUUUGUUGAUUCAAAUUUUGUUAAUUUCGAAUAUAAAAAGUGGUACAAACCUAGGAUAUUGAAAUAGUCUCCAUAUAUUCCUCCUCACAAUACACACCACUGAUUAAGUCACUGUUCUUUAUAAUUUCCAAUAAGUGUUAAUUUGUAGUUAAUAUAUAUACUAACCGCUGGUCAUACAGAACAUUGACAAGAAUUCUGUUGUGAAAUUGUGUCAAAAUCCACAUAAGUACAUGCUGGGAUUAAGAUAGUCUAUCUUAAUCCCAGGUACAUGGUAGAAUCCUCAGAAGAAAGCCACUGGUUUGCAAAUAAUUCAAUUGUGUACAGGCAUCUUUGUGGAAGGUAUUUUGAACUUACAGCAUAAACUGUCAUAGACUAUAUGAUUCAUUUCUACUUUUGUACAUGUUUGUUUUAGAAGAAAGUAUAUAUUUUGUAACAUAUUGAUGUUUUCUGUGACUGAUCUUUUAAUACUAAUGGCGUAAGUUCACACAGGUCUGCAUCACUGUCUAUUACUGUAUAUACCUCUAUAUAAGCCUUCUGAGUAUGCAUGGACAACUUUCGGGUAUCACCAGACGUAUAUACUAAUUACACUGCUAAGGACUCUUUCGCCUUCACUCCAACUUUACCACAACAGUAUUAAUCUUUUUUCAGUAUGUACAUGUACGUAUAUUUUAUGUACAUUUUGCACGGGUGAGGAGGGCUGGGAGGAUUUUUGUACAUGUUAUAUCAAGCAUUUCGUACAAGUGCAGCCUUUACCACUCCGUAUAAAUACAUGUACCAUGCAUGUACGUGCGGGAGCAAACUCAUGCAGAUGCAAGGGCAAUCUCUAGCUUCAAUACGAAUACACGUAUAACACAUGCAAGUCCUAACCUUUUAUUUUCAAUCUUAUGGAUUCAGAGACGUACUGUGUCCUCUUAAAGCUGAAUUUUUAUGUAUGACUGUAUUGAUGUUAAAUCCAACAUUCUGGCAGUGGUGGAGGAGGGAAAACGUUAAUAAUGGAAGGUUAACACUCCAUAAAGUGUUAGAAAUUUAACACUUCACAAAACGAUUGUAGUUGUUGUAAUUUAACACUAUGUUAGGUCAAAUUAACAGUUUUCAGUGUUGUGUUCCGCAUUAUAAAUAAUGAAAGCUUUGUGGUCUAUUAAACACCGUGUACCUGCAACCUGCAAACAAUGAUCAGGCUGCGUAGCAUGUUAAAAUGUGGCACUCGUACUUAACAGCAUUUAACAUGAGCUAUGAUUCUUCAACCUUUUCGUAUGUUUGCAAGGUGUUUAUUUAAGCAUAUUCUGAAAGCAUUAUUCUGUAUAGAUUGAUAAAGUUAUACUUUUGGUGAAGCUCUGAAAUUGACCCAACAAACCAAUGUUUUUUGUUUCCAAACUCAAAUUAAAUUGCACUAAAAGUUGCUAUUUUAUAUACGAAAAGGUUGGGGAAUUAAGGUACUAUUAUUUUAACACUUAUAUAGAAAAUGUCGACACUUUAACAUUUGCACUUUAAGAGAGUGGAUUAAAGUUUAAAAUCUUUGUUAUAAUUAACAUUUUGUCAGUGCGAAGGAUCCAUUACAUGAUUAAGCUCAUUCAUGUUCCAUAGAUCCUCCUUGGUAUAAAGGUUACCAUAAUAUUUUCCGAUUUGGUAUAUUGAAAGUGUAUGCCAUUUAAUAUAUAGGACACACACUUCUUCAUGCACUGAAGUUGAUGAAUAUAUAUGCCACUCUUAAUUCAUAACACGUAAAUAUUUGCCUCAAGCACAAAGCUGUGUGCAUUGGCUGAGUUGAGCCACGAAGUCCCCAGUGUAUGAAUGUUUCCGAUAGCUUUGCCAGUGAACCUCCGAACCAAUUAACCACGUAUGCAAUGUUACGUGUCUUUUACAUGUCUGCUAAGCUAUAUUUAAGUACGCCGUGUUGAGUGAAGCAUGGCUUUCACCCACGUAUACUUUGCCACGCCCAUGACCAGCUUACAAGGAAUUUGUACGCGUAUAUAGCUAUGGUAUCGCUAUAUACUCUGGUUUAUUGUAUAAUCUGGAAUGUACCUAAUGCUUGGGGGUAAAUUGUACACUUACCAAACCCCGUGGAGAGUGCAAUGUAACCGUUUUGAUUACAUGUAUAAUAAGUAUUUCGGCAGUUUUAGCUUUCAGAUCUCAGAUACCUGAAUAAUUGAUGUGUUGUUUAUCCUGUUGUGUCAAGCUAAAAACUUAAUAUAAAUUACACCAGGAAGCACAGUCAGGACAAUCGUACAGCAGAGAUUAAGAACCUAUCCAGAAAACCACCUAAAAAACAACGAAGACUUGAUUCAGUUUGUUAGUGGUAGAUAUAUCGUGUACGAAAAAACUGAAAAUCUGUGUGCCCAUUUAAGGUAUAGCCACAGAUCCACGAGUAAACUGCACAGAAAAGAUUCACAUCUUAGAUGCAGAAGGACAUCACAGUGUACACUUAUUAAAUGGUUCAAAAUAUGUGCCCAGUUUAUAGGAAAACCUUGUUUUAUUCCAGA
Molecule: messenger RNA, 6591 nt
Organism: Liolophura sinensis
Lineage: Eukaryota; Metazoa; Mollusca; Polyplacophora; Chitonida; Chitonidae
Product: ankyrin repeat, PH and SEC7 domain containing protein secG-like
Exons: 1
Coding region: 9-1754 (581 amino acids)
Molecular function (GO): protein binding
Source: RefSeq, a predicted model, not a curated record